AUGUCCUCGCCCAACGCCAUCACCAACAUUCACGGUGGCGGUCGUGGUUACAUUCCGGGCAAGACGCCCGACGACCCGCGCAAGCGCCACAAGUGUCAGGUCUGCGGCCGCGGCUUUGCCCGCGCCUUCAACCUCAAGUCGCACAUGCACACUCACGACCCCGCACGCCCCAAGCCCCACCAGUGCCCUCACCCCAUGUGCAAGCGCUCCUUCUCUCGUCUUCACGACCUCGAGCGUCACCGCCAGGGCAUCCACUCUGACGGCCCUCUUGUCGACGCCAAGCGUCAGGGAGUUUCGCCUUCCAUUAUCCGCGCUCAGAGCCGUAUGCGCUCGCGCGCCGAGUCUGGCGGCCUCAUUUGA
Molecule: messenger RNA, 360 nt
Organism: Cutaneotrichosporon oleaginosum
Lineage: Eukaryota; Fungi; Basidiomycota; Tremellomycetes; Trichosporonales; Trichosporonaceae
Biological process (GO): regulation of transcription by RNA polymerase II
Cellular component (GO): nucleus
Molecular function (GO): DNA-binding transcription factor activity, RNA polymerase II-specific; RNA polymerase II cis-regulatory region sequence-specific DNA binding
Source: RefSeq, a predicted model, not a curated record